Molecule: messenger RNA, 1570 nt
Organism: Sesamum indicum (sesame)
Lineage: Eukaryota; Viridiplantae; Streptophyta; Magnoliopsida; Lamiales; Pedaliaceae
Source: RefSeq, a predicted model, not a curated record
CCAGCAAAUAUGCAUAAAAACCCACAUAAGCACAAAGUUUGCAUAACUCUUCCAUUGCAUUCUUGUCAACAAAGAUGACACUAGCCUUGCUUGUAAUUCUCUUACCUCUUCUUUUUCUUGUCCUAACCAAGCAUUUCAAACUUGGAGUAGUGUCAUCAAAUCUUCCACCAGGUCCUAAUCCAUGGCAACUUCUAUGGACAAUGUCCCAAUCUAGAAACAAAACCCAUGUUGCUUUCCAAACCCUAGCUAGAGCCCAUGGCCCUCUCUUCUCUCUAAGGCUUGGAUCCCAACUCAUAGUUGUGGCAUCAUCACCAGCCAUUGCUAUGCAAAUUCUCAAAACUCAUGACAAGAUUUUCUCCGGCAGGUACUUACCAUCUCGAUGUUUCCAAUUCGUUGGAAUGGUACAAUCAUCUCUGACAAUGUCCAGACAAUGCAACGAUACGUGGAAGUUCCUACGUAGUAUUGGUCAUAACUUCAUAUUUUCCUCUCAGGCGGUGGGGGCAAAGGAGAAAAUGAGGAAAGAGGUGGUGGUGGAAAUGAUGGAGUAUCUGGUCGAGAACGAAGGCAAGGCAGUGAAGCUUGACGACAUAGUGAAAGUCACGGUUUCCAACGUUGUAGCUAAUGUUCUGGCUUCGACAAGCCUGUUUGACGUAAGAGGAGAGGGAGAAAAUGAAGAAAAAUUGACGGGUUUAGUGAGGGAAAUUGUGGAGUCGGCUGCUAAUCUUGGUUUGGCUGAUCUGUUUCCGGCGUUGAGAAGGGUGGAUUUUUGGAGCAGAAGAAAUGGUAUGAAAAUGCGUGAAAAAAUUAUGUGCGUGUGGGCAGACAUCGUCGAGGAAAGAAGGAAAUGCGGAACUAAAGAUGUUUCAUGUCGAGAUUUCUUGGAUGUUCUGCUUGAAAAUGGCUUUCUCGAUGAUCAAAUCAGCAUCCUAAUAAUGGAACUCCUGAUUGCUGGAACAGACUCAACCAUCAUAACAAUAGUAUGGUUGAUGGCAGAGCUGAUCAAGAACCAAGAAAUCUUCCUCAGACUCCGGCAAGAAAUCGGACAAGCCAUCAAACCAAAUUCAACAACAUUGGAUGAGUCAAUCCUGUCCAGAUGCGAAUAUUUCCAGGCCCGUAUCAAGGAAAACUGCACAUUCCAGGCCCGUUUUUGGUCCCCCAUCAGGCCCUGGAAAACUGCAAGGUGAGCAACUACCUAAUCCCAAAAGACAGCAUCGUCCUGGUGAACGCCUGGGCCAUUCACCUGGAUCCUAACAACUGGAACAAUGCUGCAACCUUCAAACCUGACAGGUUUCUCGGCUCGAAAAUUGAUUUCUUGGGAAGCUGUUUUGAGUUUAUACCUUUCAGCUCGGGACGAAGAACGUGCCCUGGAUUUCAUAUGGGUUUCAGAAAUAUUUUGCUCGUGGUAGCGUAUUUGGUGUUCUAUUUUGAUUGGAGUCUUCCAGAAGGACAAGACCCCAAGAAUCUGGACAUGACGGAUGAAUUUGGUACAACGUUAAAGAGGGAAAAACCAUUGUAUUUGGUUCCUAGACUUAUGGAACAAUUUCAUGUUGGUUGAUGGUAUCAUUUGCUU